AUCACACGGCACUAUGGUAUGCAUGCGGAAACGCGAUGGCGGAUAGAAAGAAGCAGCUCGAAGGGAACAAAAUGUGUGCUAAAUCCGUGGAAAACGCCUCAGCUAUGUCUUCCAUCAGUGAGAUAUUUACCUACAGAGACUGUAUAUCCACAAUUUUGAAUCUGCUUUCACAUUUUGGGAGCGAGCUUAAAUUAAAUGAAGCUGUUCUCAAGAUCAAUGUCAGCGUAAACGCACUGGAUGUGCCUUCCAGUCAACCAGCUCACGUGUACAACUGUCUACAGCGGCAUAUUUCAAAACUACAGGCCGUGUCAGAGAGCCUAAAGCCCCAGGUGGUGGACGCGGACUGGCCCUCGCCUGCGACCGCUGCACGCGGCCUUGACAUGUCUGCCGCCAGGGCACCAGUGGGGGACGAAGUCUCGGGCUCUGAGCACAUCCCACCCCGAGGCCCCGGAGAUAUGACAGAAGGAGACGAGGAAGGCAAGUCGCAGGAUGAUGACCUCACGGUUCAGAUCAAAGCCAGUAAAAGCGAGAUUGACAGGAGGAUAUCUGCAUUUAUGGAGCGCAAGCAGCUGGAGAUCAAUGAAAACAAUGUGCGGGAGUUCUGCAACGUGAUCGACUGCAAUCAGGAGAACAGUUGCGCGCGGACUGAAGCAGUGUUCACACCCUACCCUGGCUUUAAGAGCCAUGUGAAAGUCACCCGUGUGGUGAACACUUAUGGGCCGCAGACUCGAGGAGGCCAGAGCCAGGAAGGCCCAGUAGGGUCCAUGGGGCCUGAGAUGGGCCCGCCAAUCAGAACCUGUGGAAACUCGGCCAUCGAGGAGCGCCUCCACAACAUCGAGACCCAUCUCAAGCUCCCGACAGAGGGUCCAGUUCCCCUCAGUGUUUACCAGCGGCUGAAGAAGCUGGAGGAUCGGAUCCUGGAGCUGGAGGGCCUCUCUCCCGAGUAUUUCCAGUCCAACAGUUACCUUCACAAGCGACCGAAGAGGGGGUCUGCUCAGGCCUGCAGUCUGUCUGAGUUGGAAGGGAAAAUCAGCGCGGUGAAGGCGGCAUUACUGAAGAGAGUGACUGAGUUUGGACCUGGAUAUGGAGCUGAAUGUUCUCUCUGAUCCAUCACUCUCCGUCUCUUUGCCUCUUUCUUCCUGACUCUCUUUUUCUCUGCCUCUCUUUCUCUGCCUUUCGCUCUUACUGACUCUUUCUCUCAUUGCCCCGCUUUAUUUUUCUCUGCCGUUCUUUCUCUGACGCUAUCUCUCUGCCUUUCUCGCUGCCUCUUUCUCAGCCUCUCUCUCUUUUACACACACACACACGCACAUACAUACACACUCUCAUCAUGGUAGAACAUCCAUGUCUGUCAGUACUGUAACAUCUGUAAACCUAUGAGGGAAAAUUUCAACAUUAGCCUGUUUGAUUAUAUUAAUUUGCAGAUUAACAUUGUAUUUUUUCCCCUAUCAUCCAGUGCAUAUUUCAUUGUGAAGUGGAAUAGGAUUGGUUUUGUAAAUAAAUAUUUUUUUCACAGCCAAA
This is a messenger RNA of Hypomesus transpacificus, 1518 nucleotides long. RefSeq names its product MAP3K12 binding inhibitory protein 1 (gene mbip). Bases 36 to 1106 code for a protein of 356 amino acids. The transcript has 9 exons. NCBI's taxonomy places the organism in Eukaryota, Metazoa, Chordata, Actinopteri, Osmeriformes, Osmeridae. Gene Ontology annotation, cellular component: cytosol. The record is from RefSeq and is a predicted model, not a curated record.